Oryza brachyantha (malo sina) is the source of this 2113-nucleotide messenger RNA. RefSeq names its product probable receptor-like protein kinase At2g42960. Lineage: Eukaryota; Viridiplantae; Streptophyta; Magnoliopsida; Poales; Poaceae. Gene Ontology annotation, molecular function: ATP binding; protein kinase activity. The transcript has 8 exons. The coding region runs from base 401 to 1951 and encodes 516 amino acids. The record is from RefSeq and is a predicted model, not a curated record. Gene Ontology annotation, biological process: protein phosphorylation.
AGUCCCAACUAAUGCACCUAAACUCCUCCUGCGGCCAAAAGAUAAUCCAGAGACAGAUGACCAAAAGCGCACCAAAGCCAGUACGAUCCUACCGCUAAACCCAAAAGCGCGCACGCUGCCACGCACAAGAUGGCAGCAGCAGCAGCAGCGGCAAUUCACCAACCAGGGAGGGAGGAGCUAGCGCGCGUCCUCCUCCCGCUCGAUCCGAUCUCCUCCGGCCAGUUGCAGUGGUUGGCUGGUCUCAGCGACAGCGAUCCCUUUCGAGUACUAGUACCGGGCGCCGCGAGCGAACGCCACGGAUGGUGGAACCCCCGGGCGCGGAGGAGCGUUUGGCGGUGUCGGCCUCUCCUCCGGCUGGCGAUAAGGGUCGUCGUCGGCGUCGGCGUCGUAUGAGCGGCUCAUGGCCACGAGCUUCACGAUGGCAAGGGGAAUGAAGAUGUCAACCGGUGAAAACUUGCAGGCGGGUUUAUUGUCCAGGACGCCACCAUUUGGUCUGAGGCUAUGGAUUGUGCUUGGCAUUAUCAUUUGGGCUGCAAUUCUGUUUGUCGCAGGUUGCAUAUGCUUCUUUCUGAUCUACUGGAGGAAACGAGGGAAUCGCUUUGGUGAUGUUGCUGAACCUGAAAUCCCAGAUGUUACCAAAGAGAUUGCAGUAGAUGAAGUAAGAAACAGAGCGGCUGCAGAAAACAUCCAUGGUCAAGAAACUCAGGCCCUCUCAUUGAAGGAGAUGCUUACUAGGAAAAGUUCACGGAAGAUGCUGGCUCACUUCCUUAGUUGCAAAUCAAGUGAUAACCAUAACUUAGUGGGAUGCAGUUCAAUGUACCAAAAUGAUAAGGCCCAGUGUUCAUACCCCAGCGACGAAGGCACCUCAGGACAUAAUGAGAGGGAGUACUCUCAGUAUGCGGCAACGUCCAUAUCUCCUCAGCUUGGUCUCCCGGAAUUCUCUCAUCUUGGUUGGGGCCAUUGGUUUACUCUCAGGGAUUUGGAGCACGCAACAGAUGGGUUCAGUGAUGAUAAUAUCAUAGGAGAGGGUGGCUAUGGGGUCGUUUAUCAUGGUCAUCUUAUAAAUGGAACUGAUGUUGCAGUCAAAAAGCUUUUUAACAACAUAGGGCAGGCAGAAAAAGAGUUCAGGGUUGAAGUUGAGUCUAUUGGUCAUGUUAGGCAUAAGAAUUUGGUGCGACUCCUUGGCUACUGCAUUGAGGGAAGCUACAGGAUGCUUGUCUAUGAAUACGUCAACAAUGGGAACUUAGAGCAGUGGUUACAUGGUGCAAUGAGUCAGCAUGGUGUUCUUACAUGGGAAGCACGCAUAAAAAUUAUCCUUGGCAUUGCAAAAGCACUGGCUUAUUUGCAUGAGGGGAUAGAGCCAAAAGUUAUUCACCGUGAUAUCAAAUCAAGUAACAUCCUUAUUGACAAAGAUUUCACAGGAAAGCUUUCUGAUUUUGGAUUAUCUAAGCUCUUAGGCACUGGGAAAAGCCAUAUUACUACUCGAGUUAUGGGAACCUUUGGGUAUGUAGCCCCAGAAUAUGCUAAUACUGGGAUGCUAAACGAGAAGAGUGACGUCUACAGUUUCGGGGUGCUACUCUUGGAAGCAGUGACCGGAAGGGAUCCAAUCAACUAUGGUCGGCCUACUGAUGAGGUGCACCUGUUGGAGUGGAUUAAGCUGAUGGCGAGCAGCAGGAGAGCCGAGGAAGUAGUGGAUCCUGCAAUGGAGGCCAGGCCAACCAAACGGCAGCUGAGGCGCGUCCUCGUGGCUGCCCUCAAGUGCGUCGACCCCAAAGCGGACAAGAGGCCCUCGAUGGGCAGCGUCGUCCGCAUGCUCGAGGCGGAUGAUGUUGCGCCGUCGAUAUCACGACAGGAUCGGAGGAGCCCGAGGGGGCAAUGUGGCGACGGCGACGCGUCAGGGCGCGAGCCAUCCGGGACAUCAGCGAGAUACUCCAGUACAGCUUUUGUAUAAAGCCUUACGCACGGCCCAGGCCAGAAAUGUUGUGUUCAUAGAUCAUAGUUCAUUGCAGACGGCAACAUGUAAUACUGUUUUCCUUCUCAAAAGAAACGAAAAGAAACGUCGUCUUUUCACCUGUACAGUAGCAGAACGGGCCCGUUCUUUGGUAGAGUUUUU